AUGAAGAUUCUCUUCACUUUCACUCUCUACCUAAUAUCAGGUCCAGUGAGCUGUGUUGAUGUGAUUGGUUAUUCAGGAGGAAGCAUCACUAUAAUCUCUAACCUAGUGGGAAGAGGAAAAAGUAAAUAUCUUUGUAAGGUGGAAACCAGAGAGUGCAAAGAAAUAAACAGUAUAAAGACUGGAAAGAAUCGCAUUCAAGAGGAAAAAUUCAUCCUUUAUGAAAACACACAGGGAUUUUUGACAGUGUUUAUCAGAAAGCUGAAGCCACAGGAUGCUGGAACAUACACCAUGGGAGUGGGAGUUUCAAAUAACACUGAUGUAAACCUGAAAGUUCUUAAUGAUUCUUGUUGUGCGGGGCCAAAAAUAACGAACGCUUUCCGAGGACAGAACAUCACCUUCACCUGUAACUAUCCAGCAGAGUAUAAGGAACACAACAAGUAUAUCGAGAAAAUUGAUAAUGACAGAGUUGUUAAAGGGAUUCUUAAUACUGGAACACAACCUCAAAAUGGCAGAUUCUUCAUUUCUGAUGACAGACGUGCUAGAGUUCUCAGUGUGAACAUCAGUGGUGUAAGAGAAGAUGAUGAUGGCUUUUAUUUAUGUGGAGUGUACAGUUAUAAGCGUGUUUUUCCUAUAGGAUAUUUCUCCUACUUCUUAGAGGUUCAGCUACAGGUUACAGCCAGCACCUUCAUGAUGACAUCAGCAGCACCAACAGAGAUCUCAUCUCAUGUAGGGCAUUCGAAUCAUCAUGUUGUCAUCAGUAUGUGUGUCUGUGUGGCUCUGUUGCUGAUUGGUGGAUGCGCACUGAUGAUCUAUAAAUGGAGACACAAGAAGAUAUUAGGUUCAACACCCUCAUCUAAAUGCAAUGAGCAGGCUCCUACUAUUUAUGAGAAUGACUGGGCUAAAUCACCACCAUAUGAAAACUUGAACAUGGAAAUGAGAUCGAAUCAUCAGACUCCGAAUUCCUCUACAAGCCAGACAAAUUCAACGUACCAAACACUGGAUCCCCUCACCAACCAAUCGGAUUCAGGCUACGAGUCUCUGAAAACCACCACCAUUCAGUCUCAUUCACACUACCAAUGUCUGACUCCUGCUACUCAGAUGCACUCGGUUUACCACACUCUGCAUUCUUAAAACUUUCCUUUACUACAGUAUAAUGCUAGAUUGCUAUGGUAUGUCUAUCUUGUUGCUGGAAAGUAGAUUUAUGCUAACAAUGUACAGUAAAAUUAAAAUGUCAUAGAAUAAAAAAAGUAAAAAGUAAUACAUAUUACCUCUAUGUGAAUCAAUUAUUGGUGUCAUGGCGAAACAGUAAAAUAGCAAAAUGACCUCAUAGCUGAUGAAAUCAGAAAAUAUGUUCCUGCCGAAUAUUCAACAUACAAAUGUUACACUGGGGCAAAUUGAGCUAAUGUACGACUAGAUUCUGGUUUUCCUAAGCAACAGUCUAUAUUAUAAUCUAAUUAUGUUUCCAGAAAUCAUAACAACUAAGGCAUCAAUGUUGCUGUAAAAUUAUCAGUGUCAUGAGUUUCAUAACCAACAUUAUUAGAGAAAGCAAAGCAGCCUGAAAUCUGCUAAAGGCACUUAUGGACAUCUACAGUACACUCUAAGAAGACUGAGGUGCACACCCAUCCUCACCUGAUUCUACAUGUCAUAGAACCAGAGAUGUUAUACAGGGUGGAUUUUUGGGUCUGCUAUUUUUUUCUUUUAUUUGUUAUUUAUAACCAGCAAACAUACAGUACCAUGGACACAAAAAAGCUGAUUAUGUACUGUAGAUAUCCAUUUUCUUUU
This is a messenger RNA of Clarias gariepinus (North African catfish), 1782 nucleotides long. Its product is annotated as CMRF35-like molecule 8. The transcript is spliced from 7 exons. The coding region runs from base 1 to 1131 and encodes 376 amino acids. The record is from RefSeq and is a predicted model, not a curated record. NCBI's taxonomy places the organism in Eukaryota, Metazoa, Chordata, Actinopteri, Siluriformes, Clariidae.